Molecule: messenger RNA, 3336 nt
Organism: Physella acuta
Lineage: Eukaryota; Metazoa; Mollusca; Gastropoda; Physidae
Source: RefSeq, a predicted model, not a curated record
GGAGAUAACUCCUACAGAUUUCAUCCUACUGUGGCGUCCUAUGGUUUUUGAUGUGCACAGUCCUGCCCACUGAACAAUAAAGUUUUUGUUGUGAUCCCAGCCCAGGUGACUUUUAAAUGCAUCAUUAGUAGAGCGUUUCAGUACCACUGAGCAGACGAUUGGCUAACCCCAAGCAGACGAUUUGCUGACCUCAGCAGUCAAUUACUUGACUUCACGCGACAGCAACAAUGCUGCUCAAGCUCUGUCUUCUGCUGUCGGUGGCCGUUAGCGUCUUGUCACAGAUGCCAUCUAAUGGCCCAGCAUGCCAGGAAAUCACAUCAGGCAGCCCUCCCGAGUUUGUGCAGGUGAGUAACGACUUCUCAGUGGACAUUGAGACUGUGAGCGUGGAGACCAACAGAGUGACCAACAUGAGGAUGUUCUACAGCCUCAGUCAGAACAUGAUCCGGCUCAACAUCUUUGACGCUGGUGUCAGGUCGGAUUUGUACUACUACUUCGCUGAUGGCGAGAUCCUGGCUUUUGAGUACAGUGUAGGCAGAGGUAGCUGCCAGGUUAUAACUAACAUAACAACAAGUCCAGAAAUCUUCCUGGUGGGCGGGGUUAAGGAUGGCACCAAGGUUCAAGUUCCUUUAGGUGUGCUACACUUGACUGGACAGUCGGGGUUUGGUGACAACCAGAUUGUGUCCCAGCCAAUCCAAAAGACAACAGUUCGAGGUAUGGAGGUUGUGGGCUUCAACUCGUGCCAAAAAUGGAGUUUUGGCCCCCACAGUGCCGUGUUAAACGUUACCCACUACUUCUCAUUUAAAUCAUGGCUGCGUCCAAACAGUGGUACUGUGCCCGUAAUGAUAGAAGUUCAAGGGUCAGGGGUUAUUCACGGAGUUCAAACCAAUAUCCACCACUACUACAACUAUUUCAACUUCAAAGAGUCGGUGGAGCCGUUCGCUUUUGAGACUCCCUCAGGUAUCGUCUGCUCCGGUCGAACUGUGGACAUGCCCUUUCCAAAUUCUCCACCUUACAUCCGGUUCGCAGGGGAAGUAAUCGACCCAAACAGCAAAUUCGUUCUUUACGUUGAGGAGCUCUUUGACGUGACUGAUGGGGUGGUGGUCAUGAGGACUCAAGCCCCUGGUGACGUCAGCACUAAUGGCGGCAUGAACCACAUCACAACGAUACGAGACUACGUCACAGGUCUGUCGUAUAGGAUAGACAACCAGAUGCAGUCGUGUGUCACUUUAAACAUAACUGACGACACGGUUCUACCAUUCGACUUCAUCACGCAAGAUGGCCGCAUCAAACAGCUGACCGCUGACCAGUUCUUCUACAAACAAGGCACCAACUUCGAAUACCUGGGCUGGAGAAACGCACGAGGGCUGUCGUCCCAAGUUUGGGUAGGCAAAACCAAGCUCAACACAAUGCCGAAUCAGGACAUCAUUGUCGAGUGGUAUUUUGCUGAGAGUGACGUCAAAUCCUGGAACGAUGGAUCAACCUAUUACACUGAAGGGAAGUACAGGAUCCCGGUCAGGUUUAGGAUGUGGAACAAUAAUAACGCUCGGAGCGUGGACAUGAACAUCUACCAUGUUGACUUCACCAGGAUUAUGUACGGGGAGCUAGACGUUCGCUCCUGCUAUCCCAACAGGCAAAGCAACUACUUCCAGUUCGUGGUGCCAGGUGGGAAGGAGAGCGUGAUGAACACAAAUCUGGAACAAUUCAAGUGGACCAACGUCAUGAACAUGGCGAACUAUGCCAAGGUCCGGUGGAUCAGAAUUGCUGAUUUUCAGGUCUACUACGAACAAAGCGACGCCAUUAUAGAGUUCGAGCUGUUGGACGCCCCGCCCUACGCUGGUGACGUAGACGGGCCGCCAUUUGCUGAUCUAACUUUAGCACAAGCCACGGCCAACCUUCAGAAAGCUGCGGGGGACGGCACUCUACAGAUCAAUGUUUACAGUCCGUCUACCAACAAGCUCGAUCAGUACGUGUCAGUGAAGCCGAUCCCCAAAGUUGUGCCCAACACAAACCCUGGCACGGGCACCACCCGGACCCCUCCCUACACCCCUCCCUACACCAACCCAGGCUGGGGGACGACCCCCAACUCCGGGCCUGUGGGCGUGGGGACAACAGCCGCUGGUUACGUCACAGUCCCCUCGGGAAAACAACAGUCCAGUGAUGACGGGUACUCAGCAGGGUCCAUGGCUGGUCUAGGUGUUGCUAUGCUUAUCAUUGGAGCAGCAGGCGGUGGUGCUGGGGGCUUUUUUCUCAUCAAGUAAAGCCACGUCAACAAACACUUUAUCAUCUUGUUAACUGACACAAACUUAACAUUUUAUCACCUUUUUUCUCAUCAAGUAAAGCCACGUCAACAAACACUUUAUCAUCUUGUUAACUGACACAAACUUAACAUUUUAUCACCUUUUUUCUCAUCAAGUAAAGCCACGUCAACAAACACUUUAUUAACUUGUUAACUGACACAAAGUUAACAUUUUAUCACCUUUUUUCUCAUCAAGUAAAGCCAAGCCAACUAACACUUUAUCACCUUGUUAACUGACACAAAGUUAACAUUUUAUCACCUUCUUUCUCAUCAAGUAAAGCCAUGUCAACAAACACUUUAUCACAUUGUUAACUGACACAAAGUUAACAUUAUAUCACCUUUUUUCUCAUCAAGUAAAGCCACGUCAACAAACACUUCAUUACAUUGUUAACUGACACAAAGUUAACAUUUUAUCACCUUUUUUCUCAUCAAGUAAAGCCACGUCAACAAACACUUUAUUAACUUGUUAACUGACACAAAGUUAACAUUUUAUCACCUUUUUUCUCAUCAAGUAAAGCCAAGUCAACAAACACUUUAUUAACUUGUUAACUGACACAAAGUUAACACUUUAUCACCUUUUUUCUCAUCAAGUAAAGCCAAGCCAACUAACACUUUAUCACCUUGUUAACUGACACAAAGUUAACAUUUUAUCACCUUCUUUCUCAUCAAGUAAAGCCAUGUCAACAAACACUUUAUCACAUUGUUAACUGACACAAAGUUAACAUUAUAUCACCUUUUUUCUCAUCAAAUAAAGCCACGUCAACAAACACUUUAUCAACUUAUUAACUGACACAAAGUUAACAUUUUAUCACCUUUUUCUCAUCAAGUAAAGCCAAGCCAACAAACACUUUAUUAACUUGUUAAUUGACACAAAGUUAACAUUUUAUCACCUCAUUUGGUCAAUCCCAAUAGAAUUGAACAUCAGUCAUAAAUUAUUGUAUCAUACAUUCAUCAAAACUGUCCAUUCUUUUUGUUGUCUUAACAAAAUAUUUUAAAUUAAAUAGCCGUUUGUUCUAGAAUAAACAAUGUUUACAUUAAAA